Messenger RNA from Ceratitis capitata (Mediterranean fruit fly), 236 nucleotides. RefSeq names its product cytochrome c oxidase assembly factor 4 homolog, mitochondrial. Gene Ontology annotation, biological process: mitochondrial respiratory chain complex IV assembly. Bases 5 to 220 code for a protein of 71 amino acids. The record is from RefSeq and is a predicted model, not a curated record. The transcript has a single exon. Lineage: Eukaryota; Metazoa; Arthropoda; Insecta; Diptera; Tephritidae. Gene Ontology annotation, cellular component: mitochondrial intermembrane space.
AAAUAUGUCAUUAAAUACCGUGGCUGCUGCACAACAAACGGAAGACCCCGUAGAAUUUAUGCUCAAAAAAACAGGUUGUAUUGAAUUACAUUAUAAAGUGCAGGAGUGUAUUGCGGAAACCGGAGAUUGGCGGCGCUGCCAAGAGGUGGUUAAGGAGUUUAAACAGUGCAUGCAAAAAUACACAGACCAACAAAUGAAAAAGUACGAACAAUCAAAGUGAAACACCAACGUUUUUA